This is a messenger RNA of Moesziomyces antarcticus, 3075 nucleotides long. Its product is annotated as MFS general substrate transporter. Bases 1 to 3075 code for a protein of 1024 amino acids. Gene Ontology annotation, molecular function: transmembrane transporter activity. The transcript has a single exon. Gene Ontology annotation, cellular component: membrane. Gene Ontology annotation, biological process: transmembrane transport. The record is from RefSeq and is a predicted model, not a curated record. Lineage: Eukaryota; Fungi; Basidiomycota; Ustilaginomycetes; Ustilaginales; Ustilaginaceae.
AUGGCGUCCAAGUCGCAGCCGGCCUCGGGCUCAAAGCCUCCCCAUCGCAUCGUCACCACCCCCUCCAACAGCACGCUCAAGAUCACCACAAGCAUAAACGGACAGGUGCACACCCUCGUCUAUACCAACCAAGCUGUCGAGCUGGCCGAGAGCAACUACCCACUCCGUUUCUACUUUCCGCCCGAAGCCGUUCAGCCUCCAUUCUCGCUCGUCCCAAGCGAGCGCGACGAAACUUUCUGCCCCUACAAGGGCUUUGCACAGUACUUUGAUGUGCUGCUCUCUGGACAGCCAGUAGAGAGGCUCACCGCUGCCAUCUGGUCCUACUCUGCACCGUUUUCCACAAGCGAUGCCAACGACGUCCGCGGACUUCUCUGCAUUGCUGCUCCAGCUCCCGGACUCAACGUCACGCUCAAUGGCUCUCGGCUCACCGAAAGCGACGUGCGCGCCAUGAGUGACUCUUACCUUGCUUCGUCUUCGUCCAGCGUCUCUUCGCCCUCCAUUCCGCGCCACGUCAUGGAACAAGAACGCCGCUCGCGCGCCGCCAAACGCGCCCAAGCCUCCCUCCAGCCCCCAGCCAUGAAGCGAUCCGUAAGCGCCGGUUCAUCUGCUCCGCCCGAGUCCUUCCCCAUCUCACGUCCCUUGGGAGGCGAACUCGAGAUCGACUCCACCAAUCCUGUCGUUGCCGACAUGAUCUACCGCCUCGACGAUGAAGCGCAAGAGCAACAGCGCGACCCUGAUUCCUCCGCAGCCGGCGCAGACUCCCAAGAGGCUCCGGUCGAUGACCAUCUGCUGUGGUUCAAGCACGAGCCCUGGUAUCGCAGGCCGUCCGAGAAAUGGCUCCGUCCCUUUGCCCUCGUCAUCUCCAUGGCUGGCGGCAUGUGCAUGGGCCCCAAACUCGAGCUGCUCAACAUGUUUGUCUGCGAAACCGUCCUCGGCGACAGCUACGUCGGUGGCGGAGACAUCAUUGCGCCCCAACCACCCACGAAUGCCACUGCGCUACACUCGUCCCUCACGCAGCCGUCAGCUCACUCGGCUGCACACAUGGCACAUUUCCAGCCCUGGUCGCUCGAUGCCUCCGUCGACGUCGACGCCGCCGCCGACAACGACGCCGUGAAGCAUUACAUGGCCAGUCUCGACCGUCCAAACUCCUCCCCAAACUCGACCGUCAUCCCCGUUCCACGCCGCCCAAGCAAGGCGUGCUUCGCCAGCCCAGAGGUGCAGUCCUCGCUCGCCACGCUCCAGCUCCGCAUGACCCUCUCCAUGGGCAUCCUCGCCGCCCUCACCACGGGCUUCUGGUCCAACCUCUCGUCGCGAAUUGGUCGCCUCCCCGUGCUUCGCAUCUCGAUGGCCGGCAUCGUCUUCACCGACCUCGUCAUCCUCACCGCCGCUCUCGUCCCACGCUCCCAACUCCCCUUUGGCUACAGCUUCCUCGUCCUCGGUACCACCGUCGAAGGCUUGCUCGGCGGAUACAGCGCCGCUAUCGCCGUACACCAGUCGUACAUCUCGGACGUCACCCCGAGCGGCACACGCGCACACAUCUUUGCUCACUUUAUGGGCAUCGUCUAUCUCGGUCUUGCCGUGGGUCCCACGCUGGGCGGCCUCAUCGUCAAGCAUACGAACAACAUCCUCGCGCCUUUCUGGUUCGCACUUGCCAUGCAUCUGCUCUACGUCCUCGGCAUCUUUACCUUCAUCCCCGAAAGUACCAACAAGGAGUUCCGCGAAAAGGCGCGCAAAGAGUACAUCGAGUCUCGCGCAGAGAUCAAACGCAAGGCCGAGGCGCGCAAGACCGCCGAGCUGCAGCCACUGCUCAACUCGCGCAACUGGGAGGGCGACCACCGCCCCUUCAACAGGCGCAUCUGGAAGCGCGUCAAGGUCGCUUUCAUGGGCAGCGUCCUCUAUGCACCACUCGAGCCGCUCAGCUUCCUCCUGCCCAAAAAGGUGGUGGUGGCAGAUGAAGAAGACGAGGCUGCGCAGGCCAGCGGUGCAGCUACGCCAAGAGGUCUCGCGCCACCCGAAGCGUCUGCGUCGCACAUCUCGGUCUCGCGCGUCCCGCCCACGACGCGCUACGACUACAACCUCUCCUUCCUCUCGCUCACCUACUUCACCGAGACCGCCGUGUUUGGCAUCAUGUCAUUCAAGAUGCAGUACGCACAGGAGCGUUUCAUCUGGGGCUCCGCCGAGCUUGGCAUGUAUCUCACCUUCCUCAGCAUCACGCGCGUCCUCGCGCUCACCUUCAUCCUGCCCGUUGCGAUCAAGUUCCUGCAUCGACCCGUCAAGGCACUGCGGCUGCCCCAGGACGGGCCUGCCGUCGAGGAGGAGCAGACACUCGCGCCCGACUCGCGUCGACAGUCGAUGCUCGACGACGAAGGUCGUCUGCACCGUGGCACCAGUGGGUACGGCGCCAUAGAUGAUUCUCGCUCGACCAGCGAGCAAGGCGAGGAGGCAGAGUGGGAUGCCACCAAAAAGUCGGUCGAGGAGUUGUGGACGCUGCGUGCCAAACACCUGCGUCUUAUCCACGACAGCAAGUUCGACCUCAAGCUCGCCAAGAUCUCGGUGACGGUCAACACGCUCUCGUACGUGCUGCUCGUCUUCUCGGGUACGCCCGAGACAUUCUUCCUUUCGACGGCCAUUACGGCGCUGGGUGGAGGAGGCGGUGCAGCCAUGUCGUCGCUUGCCCUGGCGUUGCUCAAGUCGCCCGCCGAUGCAGGCAAGCUAUUUGGCGCAUGGAGCAUCACCUCCGCCAUAUCAGGUACCGUUGUAGGUCCCAUCUUGUUCGCAGAGGUCUUCCGACGAACCACAAAGACGUUUCCCCCGGCGAUCUUUAUCGUGGGCGCAGGGAUGUACCUCGUGGCGUUCUUUUUGCUGUGCUGCGUCAAGGUGCGCAAACCCAUCAGCCUGCCUCCCCUCCCUGCGCGCCCCCAUCCAGCACCCAGCGCAGAACAGCAACCAGCCGAGGAUGGCGCACAGGCUACAACGUACAGGAGCUCGACGUUCAAGAAGGGUUUUAGCCUCAAGACGGUCAAGGGCAAGAGCGCGAGUGCCGGCCAGCGGGCAGCCAUUCCUGCGUUUGAGUGA